AUGGCGAAUUAUCAGAUCGAGGACGAUGCAUCAGACACCGAGUCGUAUUCGGUGAAAUCAGAUGAAAGUGACAGCAUUUCGGCACUUGACAAGCUGCCAGUCCCUGAAACAGUCAGCAGCUUCAUUCCAAGGGCUCUUGAAACUCAGCCGGCUCAUUUCGACCCAGUGCAAUCCCUUCGAAGAGGGAAGAGCAAGUUGAAAAGAAACGCAAGCCAGAAGUCUGCCGCUGAUCCCACUCUUGUUACCUGGGAUGGGCCGAAAGACCAUUCGAAUCCAAAAAAUUGGCCAAAAAGCAAGAAAUGGACUGCAACCUUGCUAGUAUCGUGCUUUACGUUUAUAUCUCCAGUCGCAUCGACAAUGGUUGCGCCAGCGCUCGGCGACAUCGCAGACGAAUAUCACAUUACAUCAUCAAUUGAGAAGAUCUUGGUCAUGUCUAUAUUCUUGCUCGCCUAUGCCGUUGGUCCAUUUCUAUGGGGCCCACUCUCUGAGGUCUUUGGUCGUGUUCGUGUCCUGCAAGCCGCGAAUAUCAUCUAUCUUCUUUUCAACACGGUCUGUGGCUUCGCUCAGACUAAGCAACAAAUGAUGGCGUUCAGGUUCUUGAGCGGCAUUGGAGGAAGUGCUCCGCAAGCUAUCGGUGGCGGCGUCCUCAGUGACUGCUUCAGAGCGGAAGACAGAGGCUCUGCUAUCGCCGUCUACAGCUUGAUGCCAUUCAUCGGCCCUGCGUUAGGUCCCGUUGCUGGCGGAUACAUCACUCAAUACACAACAUGGCGGUGGGUGUUCUGGUCGACAUCUAUCUUCGACGCAGCGGUUCAAGUCCUUGCACUCGCUUUGCUCCCUGAAACUUAUCCGGCAGCAAUAUUGCUCAAAAAGGCAAAGGAGCUACGGAAGCAAACGGGCAACCAGGAACUUCACACGGACCGCGAAGGACCAGACCACUCCAUGGGGAAGAUCAUGACGAAGAGCCUUGCAAGGCCGUUCAUCAUGCUAUGUACUCAGCCUGCGUUGCAGUUGAUGUCGCUCUUUCGAGCCUAUCUUUAUGGUCUGAUGUACCUCGUGCUUGCAACAUUUCCCACAGUGUUCCAACAAUCCUACGACCAAAGCGUAAGCCAGGCGAGUUUGAACUACUUGUCACUCGGUGUCGGCUUUGUAGGCGGCCUUCAAGUGUCUGGUCGAUUGCAGGACCGGACUUAUGCCUAUUGCAAGAGACACCAAAUCGAUCCAUGCGCCUCGCUUUUCGCCAAAGCCAACUGGGCGUUACCGGAGUAUCGCCUGCCGCUCGCCCUCCCAUUCUCCAUACUGGUUCCAAUCGGUCUUUUCAUCUAUGGCUGGUCGGCCCAAGCACAGGCGCACUGGUUCGUGCCGAACAUGGGCGCGUGCAUCUUCGCGUUCGGGCUUAUCAUUUGCUUCAAUUGUGCUCAGGCAUAUGUUGUCGACACCUACAACACAUAUGCUGCUUCAGCAACCGGAGCUGCAGCUUUUGUCAGGACGAUGGCGGGUUUCAGCUUCCCACUAUUCGCUCCAAAAAUGUACGAUAGCCUCGGCGUGGGCUGGGGAAACAGUCUGCUUGCUUUCGUGAGCUUGGGAUUAGGCAUUGUAGCUCCGAUCGCCAUGUGGAGAUGGGGGAUUUGGCUGAGGAGUAAAAGUACAUACUGUGUGGGAUGA
This is a messenger RNA of Exophiala aquamarina CBS 119918, 1662 nucleotides long. RefSeq lists its product as uncharacterized. Gene Ontology annotation, biological process: transmembrane transport. Lineage: Eukaryota; Fungi; Ascomycota; Eurotiomycetes; Chaetothyriales; Herpotrichiellaceae. The coding region runs from base 1 to 1662 and encodes 553 amino acids. The record is from RefSeq and is a predicted model, not a curated record. The transcript is spliced from 7 exons. Gene Ontology annotation, molecular function: transmembrane transporter activity.